Messenger RNA from Ceratotherium simum simum (southern white rhinoceros), 2004 nucleotides. RefSeq names its product platelet activating factor receptor (gene PTAFR). Gene Ontology annotation, molecular function: G protein-coupled purinergic nucleotide receptor activity; platelet activating factor receptor activity. Lineage: Eukaryota; Metazoa; Chordata; Mammalia; Perissodactyla; Rhinocerotidae. Gene Ontology annotation, biological process: G protein-coupled receptor signaling pathway; chemotaxis. Gene Ontology annotation, cellular component: membrane. The record is from RefSeq and is a predicted model, not a curated record.
UCUCUCACGUCUUGCUUUCUCUCUCUUUUUGCUUUUUCUUUCUCUCACUCCAGCUCCCUGGCAUGGUGGCCACUGCCCACACCCCACUCUGCCCCUUGCUCUGUGAGAACCCUCUGAGCAGUCCCCGGGGCCUGGGUGACCCAACUCGGAGGUUCCCGUGGCAUCCGUUGGAGAGGCCCUAGGGUCACGGCAUUUCCUCCUGGGGGUGACUUGGCAGUGGCAUGCUCUGUUUCCUCACUUCUGCAAUUUCCAGACAGCUCAGAGGCUGGGUCUGCAGACAGAGACACUCGGAUCCCACAGCUGUAGCCGCUGCCUCUGGUACAGGCACAGGCAGGACCCUGUAACCAGCUGCCUCUUCCAGCCCAGAGCGAUGCAGUCAAAUAAUUUCUCUCGUGUGGACUCUGAGUUCCGAUACACCCUCUUCCCAAUUGUUUAUAGCAUCAUCUUUUUGCUGGGGUUUAUCGCCAACAGCUAUGUACUGUGGGUAUUUGCCCACCUGUAUUCUUCCAAGAAACUCAAUGAGAUAAAGAUCUUCAUGGUGAACCUCACCGUGGCUGACCUGCUCUUCUUGCUCACCCUGCCCCUGUGGGUCGUCUACUACUACAACCAGGGCAACUGGAUUUUCCCCAAGUUCCUGUGCAACCUGACUGGCUGCUGCUUCUUCAUCAAUACCUACUGCUCUGUGGCCUUCCUGGGUGUCAUCACUUACAACCGCUUCCAGGCAGUGACAAAGCCCAUCAAGACCGCUCAGGCUUCCACCCGCAAGCGUGGCAUCUUUUUGUCCCUGGUCAUCUGGGUGGCCAUUGUGGCCGCUGCAUCGUACUUCUUAUUCAUGGAUUCCACCAACACGGUGCCCAACAAGGACGGCUCAGGCAACAUCACCCGCUGCUUUGAGCAUUAUGAGAAAGGCAGUGUGCCGGUCCUCAUCAUCCACAUCUUCCUGGUGUUCAGCUUCUUCCUUGUCUUCCUCAUCAUCUUCGUCUGCAACUUGGUCAUCAUCCGCAAGCUGCUCAUGCAACCGGAGCAUCUGCAGCGCAACGCAGAAGUCAAGCACCGGGCACUGUGGAUGGUCUGCACAGUCUUGGCUGUGUUCAUCAUCUGCUUCGUGCCCCACCACAUGGUGCAGCUGCCCUGGACCCUGGCUGAGCUGGGCUUCCAGGACAACAACUUCCACCAGGCUAUUAACGAUGCACAUCAGAUCACCCUCUGCCUCCUUAGCACCAAUUGUGUCUUAGACCCCAUAAUCUACUGUUUCCUCACCAAGAGUUUCCGCAAGCACCUCACCGAUAAGUUUUACAGCAUUCGCAGCAGCCGGAAAUGCCCCCUAGCCACCACGGAGACGGGCAUUGAAGUGGUCAUGCCACUCAACCAGAUCCCUGUCAAUUCCCUCAAAAAUUAGUCCCUGAUUGUUGGGGCCAGGCCCAGAGGCUUCUCCUCCAUGGACAUCACAGACCAACCCGGGAGAAUAAGGAGUAUCUGCUGUGGUCUGGGCACCUCCUCCCUGGGCAUUGGUGUCCAUUAGAUAUGGAGGCUACCUCCCCAAGGUGGGAUGAUGGCAGAGCCAGACUGCUGGAAAAUCUAGAACUUGAAUGAGCCCCUUCAGCCUCCUUUAGGCGCAUGCCAUAGUAAUCUUGGCCGGUGACCUCAAACUGAACCCAUGAGUCUGAUAGGUCUAGGAGGCAUGUCAGGACCAGGGGCAGACCUUGGGGGCAGACUCUGAGCCACCCAGUUCACCCUACCAGGGCAGCAGCCCCAAGCAAGUGUGGCCUCAAGUUUUGGGCAACCAUUCCCUUUACCACUAUAAAGGUAGAAAAGUGGGUUUUGGGAAAAUGACACUCCCUUAGCUGUGUGACAUUAUCUUUGGGGCAGACUUUUGAGCUAGGAUGGCGCUGCCCUGUCUCCACCCACAGGCACAAGGUCUUUGUGACACUUCUUAGGGGAAGUGGCUCGGUGGAACCAUCUCCUGACUCACUCAGCAAUCUGUCCUGAAUGGUGACUAGAGAA